Molecule: messenger RNA, 2441 nt
Organism: Humulus lupulus (European hop)
Lineage: Eukaryota; Viridiplantae; Streptophyta; Magnoliopsida; Rosales; Cannabaceae
Product: protein SIEVE ELEMENT OCCLUSION B-like
Exons: 7
Coding region: 86-2212 (708 amino acids)
Biological process (GO): phloem development
Source: RefSeq, a predicted model, not a curated record
CACAAAGAAGUUGUAAAGCAAAACACAACCAAAACGGCAAACAACACCAUACAUUGCUCGGUAACAGACUUGAGAAAGAGAAGAAAUGGAGGCCAAGCUGGUUGGGCUACCCAAACAUGAUCAGAGCAUUGCUUCUAGUUUUCUUGGGCAGGCCCGUUCGAGCCGUGCGCACGCUGGUGGUGUAACAGAGGACACUGAGUUGGGCAGGAAAGUCAUUGCCACACAUGAAUCUAACGAGCGUGGGUUUUAUGUCCAGCCUGUUCUGGCCGUCAUCGAUGUCAUAUUCAACCGUGCAAGUGAAGACAUCUUCAAAUUUAAUCAGGGUUCGGUUUCACAAUGGGACAUUGUUGUGCCGGAUGAGGAUGUGGUUGAUCUUCCAGCCAGGGUCAUCACUGCAAUUUCCCUUGAGAUGUACAGUAAGUGCUCGGCUGGUGUAGAUGUGCACGUGAUUGUCAUGGACAUACUACGGCUAGUGAAGCACUACAGCUGGGAAGUGAAGGUUGUACUAGUCUUGGUAUCUUUAAUGAUCACUUUCGGUAAGUUCCGGCUUGUUCUUCAGCAUUACACGACUAAUCCACUCCCAAAAGCAAUUGCUCUUCUUAAGCAAUUGCCCGAAAUACUGGAGCAUCUUCACGAUCUGAAACCAACACUAGAUGCACUCUUUGCUCUUAUUGGGGAAAUUAUCGACACCACCAAGAAACUUGUCGAGUUUUAUGAUCUCCCUGAAGUUAUUGCUGCCGAUGCUAAUGUUCCCACUGUUGCUUAUUGGAGCAUAAGAAGCAUAGUCGUUGCCUCAACUCAAAUGUUCGCCCUCACUGGCUCCUUACCAAUUGAUCUCUUGACGGAGUCCUGGGAGCUGUCAUCCUUGGCUCACAAGCUAAACAACAUCAAAAGGCUUCACCUAGUGGAGUUAAUUGAACGUUGUUUAACAAUCAUGCAGGAGAAAAUAGAUAAUGAAGCUUUCUGGGAGCUUGACCGCAUUUUCACAACACCACACCUCGACAACACUAGAGCUUUGUCUACUUUGUUCCACUACAAGGAUGGCCAACCAGCACUCUAUGAUUGCUACAUAAAGAGAAAGGUUGCCACCGAGGAAUUGAGCAACAAGACUGUAGCCCUAUUCAUUACAGAUCUAGAUUUCAAUCUCCAGCGUGGGCAAGAAUACAAAAUCUUGGAACGAAUGUAUCAGCAAAAGAAGCAUAGCCCAACCAAAAUGGAUAGUCAGAACGAGAUAGUUUGGGUCCCAAUUCUUGACAAUUGGGAUGAAGACAAACUCAAUCUCUUUGAGACACUAAAAAAACAGAUGGAAUGGCACUCGAUUGACCAUCCUUCGGUGGUAUCAACGGUGGUAAGAAGGUACAUCAAAGAGAAGUGGAACUUCAAGAAAAAACCUAUGCUUGUGGUUAUAGACAAACAAGGUUCGAUCGUGCACCAUGAUGCUAUCAACAUGAUAUGCAUUUGGGGAAGCGCUGCCUACCCUUUUACCGUCAACAGAGAAAAAUUGUUGUGGGAGGAGAUGAGCUGGUCAGUUGAACUUCUCCUUGACAACCUCGAGCCUAAUUUGAAUGCCUGGAUUCAAGAGGGAAAACACAUUUGCUUGUAUGGAGGUGAAGACGUGGAGUGGAUCAGGGAUUUCACAAUAGCUGCAAAAAAGGUGGCAAGAGAGGCCGGCAUCAUGCUAGAGUGUGUUUACGUUGGAAAGAGCCAAACUAAGGAGAGACUUGUGACGACCAUUAUUGACACAAUCCAGCAAGAGAAUUUGAGCAGAACUCUUGACCGUAACCUCAUAAGUUACUUCUGGUUAAGGCUGAUGAGAAUGUUGGAAUCCAAGCGACAAUUGACCAAGUUUGACGACACAAGGUAUGACCACAUAAUGGAAGGGAUCACUGUAAUUUUGAGCUACGACUCUAGUGAUUACAGCAAGGGAAGGUGGGCUGUGAUGAGUAAGGAUAUUGGUGAAAUGGUUAGGAGCACAGGGACACAUAUGCUCAAAGCCUUGAAUGAGCACAGACUCUGGAAGCCACGGCAGCAGGAGAUUGGGUUCGUGCCUGCCCUCGAUGAGUACCUCAAGGAGUCUGUCCAGCCCAACGAGCCACACCACUGCACCAGCCUCGUUCUGCCAUCGGGUGGGGCCUUGCCUGAUGUCAUGAAGUGUUGUGAUUGUGGCCGUCUAAUGGAAACAUACACAUUGUUCCGUUGCUGCCUAGAAUGAACUUGACAUGCGAUUUUUUGAAAAAGACCGUGAUUGAUGCAUGAAGUUGCUUAUUAUUAUUACUACAAUAUCUACUAUUAUUGCUCACAAGCAAUUAAAAUAAUGACAAGUAGACCCUAAUAAAGGUCUUCUUCAUCAUCUAUUUUACUUUUUUUUCCCUUUAUUUAAUUGAGAAUAAUUAUAUGUCCAAUGUAAUGUUGAGAUAAAUCCACUUGUUUCUUGAUUCCAA